Molecule: messenger RNA, 530 nt
Organism: Drosophila santomea
Lineage: Eukaryota; Metazoa; Arthropoda; Insecta; Diptera; Drosophilidae
Gene: Dsk
Product: drosulfakinins
Exons: 1
Coding region: 24-440 (138 amino acids)
Source: RefSeq, a predicted model, not a curated record
GUCUGCUAAGGGCAUAGUAAAGCAUGGGACUCAGAAGCUGUACGCACUUCGCCACGCUGGUUAUUCCUCUCUGGGCAUUAGCCUUCUGCUUCUUAGUGACGGUGCCGGUGCCAGCGCAGACGACUAAUCUGCAAAUCUCGAAGGGGGAUCGGCGACUACAGGACUUGGAGUCAAAUAUGGGUGCGGAAUCCGAUCAGCCCAAUGCGAAUUUAGUUGGACCAUCGCUCUCUCGAUUCGGGGAUAAGCGUAAUCAGAAAAUAAUUACCUUCGGUCGGAGAGUACCUCGCCCAAUGAUACCAAUUAAAUUAGAUCUCCUCAUGGAUAAUGAUGACGAAAAUACUAAAUCUAAGCGGUUUGAUGAUUACGGUCACAUGAGGUUUGGCAAAAGGGGGGGUGAUGAUCAGUUCGAUGACUACGGACACAUGCGAUUUGGUCGGUAAACACUUGCCAUCAUUUUAGUUAUUUAAAAAUCCGCUUAUGUAUAUUGUAAAUAGAAAUUAAUCGAGCACACAUUUUACAUUAACAAUUAA